This is a messenger RNA of Rhinocladiella mackenziei CBS 650.93, 1083 nucleotides long. RefSeq lists its product as uncharacterized. The transcript has a single exon. The record is from RefSeq and is a predicted model, not a curated record. Gene Ontology annotation, cellular component: cytoplasm; nucleus. The coding region runs from base 1 to 1083 and encodes 360 amino acids. Lineage: Eukaryota; Fungi; Ascomycota; Eurotiomycetes; Chaetothyriales; Herpotrichiellaceae.
AUGGCUGCCGAAACAGCUGCAAAGAGAGUGAAACCAGAUCCUCUGAUCAUUGGUACUCACAAUGGUCAUUUCCAUGCGGAUGAAGCCCUUGCUGUUUACAUGCUUCGCCUCCUCCCCGAAUAUGCGUCUGCUUCCUUGGUCAGGACUCGGGACUCCUCUCUUCUAGACGUUUGUCACACAGUCGUUGAUGUUGGAGGAGAAUAUGACCCUUCCAAACAUCGCUAUGAUCAUCAUCAACGCACCUUUGACGUCGUGUUUCCUGACCAUAAGACGAAACUGUCCUCGGCAGGGCUGGUCUAUAUGCACUUUGGCAAGGCCAUUAUUGCACAACAUACCAAACUCCCCGUCGAUCACCCCGAUGUGGACUUAAUUUACCGCAAGCUCUACGACGACUUUGUGGAGGCAGUGGACGCCCAUGACAAUGGCAUUUCAAAAUACGAUGAUUCCCAACUGAAACAGGCUGGCAUCGAAAAGAAGUUCAAAGACGGUGGAGUCACACUUGCAAGCUUGGUCAAUGACAUGAAUCAUGAGGAUCCCUUAACUCUGGGAGCUCCUUCAAGAAGUAAUGAGGAUCAACCACAAGCAGAAGAAGACUAUCGCUUCACCCAGGCCUCUGCCUUGAUGGGCAAUGCUUUCCUCCGCAAGCUUCACGGUGCUGCUACAGCUUGGCUUCCUGCUCGAAGUAUCGUCAAGGAUGCAUUUCAUUCACGUGCCAAUGCCCAUCCUUCAGGUCAGCUUUUGGUCUUGCCCCGUGCUGGUAUCCCCUGGAAGGAACAUCUUUACAACAUGGAGGAUGAAGUAGAUCUGCCUGACAACCAGAAAAUUCUUUAUGUGAUCUACCCCGAAAAUGAAGAGCCCGGUUCCAAAUGGAGAAUUCAAGCCGUCAGCAAAGACCUGUCGAGUUUCGAAAAUCGAAAAAGUCUUCCAGAACCAUGGCGCGGUGUGAGAGAUCAAGACCUUGAUGCUUUAUUGGGGGAUGAUGUUCAAGAUGGUGCUAUCUUUGUUCAUGCAAGCGGCUUCAUAGGCGGUCAUAAGACGGAAGCUGGAGUUCGUGCUAUGGCUGCUUUGGCUUUGGCAGCGUGA